Messenger RNA from Saccostrea cuccullata (small rock oyster), 394 nucleotides. RefSeq names its product fibrinogen-like protein A. The record is from RefSeq and is a predicted model, not a curated record. The transcript has 3 exons. The annotation marks the transcript as partial. NCBI's taxonomy places the organism in Eukaryota, Metazoa, Mollusca, Bivalvia, Ostreida, Ostreidae.
AUGUAUAAAGACUGUUCAGAUAUUGUGCAAAAAGACCCAAGCAAGGAAGGACAAGAUGGGGUGUACAUUAUUUACCCUGACACCCGGAAAGAGGUCUUCUGUGACAUGACGACAGAUGGAGGAGGGUGGACGGUCAUUCAGAAACGUCAGGAUGGUGACGUCGACUUCUAUAGGUCAUGGAUUACCUAUAAACAUGGAUUUGGGAACGCCUCGAAGAACUAUUGGAUAGGGAAUGAUGCAAUACACACCUUAACUAAGGAUAAAAACCAAGAACUUCGAGUUGACCUUGAGCGUUAUAAUGGUCAACAGGCCUAUGCUGUGUAUACAACAUUUUACAUCGGAGAUGAACUCAGUAAAUAUAUACUGACAGUAUCUGGGUACAGCGGAACUGCGG